AUGCCUUCUAUCAUUGCUCAGCAAGCAUCUGCUGUUGUAGUCGGGGAUUGCGACAUGGCAGCAGACGGAGACAAUGUAGGACGCUUUGUUGGAGAUGUUGUUGGGAGCGGGGUGGCAUGUUGUGUCAGAGAAACUGAAGGAUUCACCAAAGGGGACUCCGAAGGUGAAAGUGUAGGGAGUACUGUGGGUCUGGGAGUAGGCAUCACUGUUGGUCUCUUGGUCAGGCCUGGAGUUGGAGUUGCCGGAGGUUUCAGAGAAGGAGAGUCAGUAGGUCGAGGUGUCACACCAGGCGCGGGAGCAAUUGAUGGAGCUUUGGUUGCUUGUCAUCUCCAGCAAACAAAACAACAUUGCAAGGCUUUCGUCCAUAGGCACAGCAGCUUCAGGCCAGUCAUGGUACCAGGAAUAGAGCGCUUGCCCCGAAGUCCUGAUGCUUCUACCCGGCAAAGAAAUGGUCGCUGUUUGAAAUCAAUAUUCACGCAUCUGUUUGUGUUCGCCUUGGGGAUGCUAAGCGUCAUCAAUUUCAAUCUACACAAACACAUAGGGUCGCUUGGUGAUAUGAACAGCGAUGGAUCCAGAAAAGGCAAUGGAAGAAAUCUUGCCAAUGGCCGGCAAAAUUUCUUUGGCCAUGGAAAACCACGGUCAUCCUUGUCUUCGAAACAAACGACACUUCCCAACUUCUCAAAGAAGGACUUUGUUUCCAAACCAGCCAAGGCGUCCAAUACAGAGGUAGACGCAAGGCUACAGGUGGAACGACCGUUCAUGGAGAGUGCUUCACGAACAAUUAUAGAUUCCAUUUAUGAUGUCGAACGAAAAUACGUGCCAUCAAACGAGUGCAACGCUUGGGGAGGCACAAAAUUCAUGGAGGAGCUAUCGCAAUCUUCCAAGUGCUUAGUGGAGGGCGGAACAUCUACCAUUGAAUCCUUCCGAAAUGAAGCCAUGGAUGUUUACUUUGCAGAAAACGUUGCGGUGCUUGUAUCGAUGCCAAGUGCCUAUGAAAAUGAAGAUCAGCGAGCACCCAAUUUUUCGCUAGAGGUGGAUGGCCAAUUGGUUCCGAAUCUGAAACAGCGGCUGUCGGGAAAAGAGAAGGAUAGUGUUGUUGCCAAGAUGGGUAAAAAUAUCAAGGAGCGGAAAGGGAUUCCAGAAUGUACAGAAUAUAUUGAGUACCCUGUCAUGCUGAUCGACAGUGGAGUGGAUACAUGGAACUGGUGGUUCUUUCUUCAGAUCAUACUUCACCAUUAUAUAGCCGUGGGUCUAGUGCAACCACAUCUUAUGGGAGACUACCACGAUGAUGCCUUACGGGUCAUGCUCACAUCGAACGACAACGCGUACUCACGUUCCAAUGUUGACGCAUUUGAAUUCAUCUUUUCGGAUCGACGAGGAAGAGAUGCAAGGCAACUGUGGCACAUGGGAGAAGAUGCAAAUUUAGCCAGCACGCAUGGGAACAAAGAACAGAGGUUUUGCUUCCGAAAGCUCUUGUGGGCGCCCGGUGGAGGAGGUGGUGGUGAACUCUUGGUGAAUCACGCCCAUGGGCACAGUAACUGCUUCUCUUCCAUCAUAUACUCUUACGCAGCUUACAUCAAAGCUGCUAUGCAUAUUCCCACGCUACCGCGACCGGAAAAGCCUCGAAUUGUUUGGGUGGGACGAGACACUACAAAGGCUGCGAAUCCAUCCACUUGGCAGCAACGACGUAUCAUUAACAACCAAGACCAAGUCAUAAUGUACCUGCAAAAGAAAUACGAAGCAAAAGGUAUUGAAUUCAUAAUUGCCGACUUUUACGGCAAGAAGAAAGAUACACCCUUUCAGGAACAAGUCCUAUUCGUUUCGAAAGCAAAUAUUAUGAUUGGAAUGCAUGGUGCUGGUCUGAACAUGUUUCACUUUAUGCCCUUCAACUCGGUGGUGGUAGAAAUCCACCAUGGUACACAAGCGCAAAAGAACUCGGCCAACUUUGUGAACCAUAUACGAGAAGGUGCAUAUCUGCCGCUCAAGGCUAUCAUGAAAGCGGGCCGCAAAUUGGACGAGAAGCCAGUCUGGGACAAAUUGGAGCAAGCAAUUCAAAAAUGGCAUGAUCUGGGUAAACAAUAA
Messenger RNA from Cylindrotheca closterium, 2082 nucleotides. Lineage: Eukaryota; Bacillariophyta; Bacillariophyceae; Bacillariales; Bacillariaceae. The record is from the annotation of a GenBank genome assembly.